AUGACGGCUGCUGGGCUGGAGCCCAACAGCAGAGAAGCCCCCGUCGUGGCCUCAGUGGGCACCGACCUCUCUUGGGACAACGGCUCCAGGCACAAUGUCACCGUGCCCGAGCCGCUGCCGGUCCUGUACGUGCUCCUGCCGGUGGUGUACUCCGUGAUCUGCGCCGUGGGGCUGGUGGGCAACACGGCCGUCAUCUAUGUGAUUCUCAGGGCGCCUAAGAUGAAGUCGGUGACCCACGUGUUCCUCCUGAACCUGGCCAUCGCCGACGAGCUCUUCGCACUGGUGCUACCAGUCAGCGUCGCCGAGCACCUGCUGCAGGGCUGGCCCUUCGGGGAGCCGCUCUGCAAGGUGGUGCUGGCCAUUGACCACUGCAAUAUCUUCUCUAGCGCCUACUUCCUGGCGGUCCUGAGCCUGGACCGCUACCUGGUGGUGCUGGCCAGCGCCCAGUCCCGCCGUACACCCUGGCGCACCGUGCGGGCGGCAAAGGUAGCCAGCCUGUGCGUGUGGCUCGGCGUCACCAUCAUGGUGCUGCCCUUCCUCUCCUUCGCCAGGGUCUACAGCAACGAGCUGCAGGUCACCAGCUGCGGGCUGAGCUUCCCACGGCCCGAGCGAGCCUGGUUCAAGGCCAGCCGCAUCUACACGCUGGUCCUGGGCUUUGCGGUGCCCAUGGGCACGCUGGGCGUGCUCUAUGGGGACCUGCUGCGCAGGCUGCGGGCUCUGCACCUCCCUUCUGGAGCCAAAGCUCUGGACAGGGCCAGGCGGAAGGGGACGGUCCUGGUGCUGGCUGUGUUGGCCGUGGGCCUGCUCUGCUGGACGCCCUUCCACCUGGCCUCCGUCGUGGCCCUGACCACAGACCUGCCCCAGACACCGCUGGUCAUCGGCAUCUCCUACGGGAUCACCGGCCUCAGCUAUGCCAGCUCCUGCCUCAACCCUUUCCUCUAUGCCUUCCUGGACACCAGCUUCCGCAGAAACUUCCACGCCAGCUUCCGGUGCCCGGGGGCCUAA
Rhinolophus ferrumequinum (greater horseshoe bat) is the source of this 1005-nucleotide messenger RNA. RefSeq names its product neuropeptides B and W receptor 2 (gene NPBWR2). Gene Ontology annotation, cellular component: membrane; neuron projection. Gene Ontology annotation, biological process: neuropeptide signaling pathway. The record is from RefSeq and is a predicted model, not a curated record. NCBI's taxonomy places the organism in Eukaryota, Metazoa, Chordata, Mammalia, Chiroptera, Rhinolophidae. Bases 1 to 1005 code for a protein of 334 amino acids. The transcript has a single exon. Gene Ontology annotation, molecular function: neuropeptide binding; neuropeptide receptor activity.